CUUGGACUGAUAGGCAAUGGAGGCAUUCAUAAAACAGUCGAUUUAAUCCACAACUUGUCUCUACCCCUUUAUCUAUGUGGGAUGGAGAUAUUAAAUUCAAAUGAAGUCAAAUCCCGAAAUAUCCUAUAUUUCCAACCAUUUAAUCUUCCUCUACUCAGUCGUAUCAGGUUUAAUACCCUCCACUAGGCAAAAAAGAAAGAAAAUAAAAUGGCUACAUACCUCAUCACCGGAUCCUCACGAGGCCUGGGCCUCGCUCUCGUAUCCCAACUACUCACUCUCCCAGUUGCCCAAGUCUCAUCCAUCUUCGCAACCUCCCGAGCAGCCCAGCCCAGCCUAAACCUGAAGCAGCUUAUCGAACAGUCCUCUGGACGCGCCUUCUACGUUCAACUCGACACAACCGACCCAACCAGCAUCAAGACAGCAGCACUAGAAGUCCAGCACCAGCUCCGAGGCCGAGGUCUGGACGUCCUAAUCAACAGCGCAGGUGUCCAACCGCUCACGAAAGGGGGCGUGGAAAACAUGGAAAACCUCACCGACGCAUUCAAGAUCAACGUAAACGCAGCCCACGAAGUAACCCGCGCAUUCCUUCCGCUCCUCCGAAAGGGGGACCGAAAGGUCAUCGCUAACAUAUCUACAACCCUCGGCUCGAUCAACAAGGCAUCGACCUUCACGGCUAAGUCCAGUCCAGCGUAUAAUAUUACCAAGGCUGCGUUGAAUAUGCUUACUGUGCAAUAUGCGCUUAAUCUUGAGAGUGAGCGAUUUACUGUUUUUUGUGUUAGUCCUGGGUGGUUGAGAACCGAUAUGGGCGGGGACAGGGCGGAUCUCCCAGUUGAGACGGGUGCCGAAGCCGUGCUGAAGAUCAUUCUUGAGGCAAACCAUGCGGAGACGAAUGGGAAGUUCUUGAAUAUUCAUGUGCCGGGGUGGGAACAUGCGAAUGGAUUUAAUCAGUAUGACGGGGAGGAGAUUCCUUGGUAGUUGGACACAUGGGGGAUUUGCACUCCACUAUGUGAAAACAUUAGGAUAGAAGUCAGAAGGAAUCUGUAGUCAAAAACGAAAGCUUGAUCGUAUACGGAGGCGUGCAGAAGGAGUGGUGAUGGCGUUGUGGAUCUGGAGGCAGUAUUUCAACAUGACAUCAUAC
Aspergillus alliaceus is the source of this 1138-nucleotide messenger RNA. RefSeq lists its product as uncharacterized. Lineage: Eukaryota; Fungi; Ascomycota; Eurotiomycetes; Eurotiales; Aspergillaceae. The transcript is spliced from 4 exons. Gene Ontology annotation, molecular function: oxidoreductase activity. The record is from RefSeq and is a predicted model, not a curated record. The coding region runs from base 208 to 975 and encodes 255 amino acids.